Molecule: messenger RNA, 7421 nt
Organism: Gadus chalcogrammus (walleye pollock)
Lineage: Eukaryota; Metazoa; Chordata; Actinopteri; Gadiformes; Gadidae
Exons: 22
Biological process (GO): regulation of DNA-templated transcription
Molecular function (GO): DNA-binding transcription factor activity, RNA polymerase II-specific; RNA polymerase II cis-regulatory region sequence-specific DNA binding
Source: RefSeq, a predicted model, not a curated record
CUUUCAAUGUUGCCGCCGUAAAGAAUUAUGGGAUACCACCAGAGAAUGUCUAAUAUGAGACGGGCUCUGAUACCACUAUCUCCUUUCGCAAAGGAAGUCCAUGAGGAACCUUUGCUAAAGGAGGGUUAAAGAAAGCAUUGAGGCCCCUUCCUAAGCAUUUUUAGAAUUCGAAACACCUUUACUCCAAGCACUUCCGGGUCAUCUCCAUAGGAAAGGGAAGUCCUUUUCGACCGCUCGUAUUUUGUAUUCUAUUGUGGGGUUUUAUCCACAACAGUAUCCAUUUGUUAAUAAACAUGUCACCGUGCGGCCCAACUUUGGAAGAACAGCUUUCGUCCAUAAUGGAUUUACUUGCGAAAGGUGCUGUAUCUGAGAUUAGCCAACUGUUCUUGGAAGGCUCGGCUACGAUUCGCUUGCAAUUAACUCGGAGCAUGAAAGAAAACCAAGCGCUGAGGAGGAGGAUGAUGGUGAUGAGGAGUAAGAUAUUUUCUUUGCGGCUUCAAACGAGAUCAAAUGCAUCGUGUGCAGCCAGACAUUUUGCCCUGGCUCGAGCCAUCGUCUGCAAACCACAGACUAAACCACUGGGAAAUGAAGACUGCGAUGACUGUGGAGACCCCAGCACACAGCGCGGCGCCCCCUCAGAUAGUCUGCAUGUGGACGCCCCUGGCUCCUCCCACAUGUCCAGUCACAGCGAGGAGCUGAGGAUCCUGAGCGUCCACGGAAAAGGGGAGGGCCCACUGGCGCUGCACGGCCAUGACACCCUCUUCACUGCGUCCGAACCAGAGGCUCUGAGGUCGCUGUCCACGGAACACGGCGUGGUCAAGAGCCUGGAGCGCGGCGAGCAGCUGGUCCGCCGUGAGGAGCUGACUGGGCAGCAGACCCCAGACACCAUUUUAACCAAGGAUGAAGAGGAUGUUGGUGGAGGCAUUCCCGCUGUAGAAGACUGCGAUGACUUUGGAGACUGCAGCACACAACCCAGCGUCACCUUGGAUAGUCUGCAUGUGGACGCUCCUGGCUCCUCCCACCUGUCAAGUCACUACAGGGAGCUGAGGAUCCUGAGUGUCCACGGAAAAGGGGAGGACCCACUGGCGGUGGACGGCCAUGACAACAUCUUCACCGUGUUCAAACUGGAGACUCUGAGCUCGCUGUCUGCGGAACACAGCGUGGCAAAGAGCCUGGAGCGCGGCGAGCAGCUGGUCCACCGUGAGGAGCUGACUGUGCAGCAGCAGACCCCAGACACCAUUUUAACCAAGGAUGAAGAGGAUGUUGGUGGAGGCAUUCCCGCUGUAGAAGACUGCGAUGACUUUGGAGACUGCAGCACACAACCCAGCGUCACCUUGGAUAGUCUGCAUGUGGACGCUCCUGGCUCCUCCCACCUGUCAAGUCACGACAGGGAGCUGAGGAUCCUGUGUGUCCACGGAAAAGGGGAGGACCCACUGGCGGUGGACGGCCAUGACAACAUCUUCACCGUGUUCAAACUGGAGACUCUGAGCUCGCUGUCUGCGGAACACAGCGUGGCAAAGAGCCUGGAGCGCGGCGAGCAGCUGGUCCACCGUGAGGAGCUGACUGGGCAUCGGGGCCGCGGCAAGGACCGGCCCGCUGUGUUGUCUGGCGAGUGUUUUCCCGACAAAACCAAUAAGGUCAUCCACAGGCGUACCCACACCGGCGAGAAGCCGUACGGGUGCGACCAGUGCACGAUGAGCUUCAAACGGAAAGACAGCCUGAAGAGCCACAUGAGGAGGACUCACCCCGGGGAGAAGCCCUACAGGUGUGAUCAAUGCGUGAAGUGCUACUAUAGGAGCUCUCACCUGAAGAGGCACAUGACGACUCACUCCAUGGAGAAGCCCUACAGGUGUGAUCAAUGCGUGAAGUGCUACUAUAGGAGCUCUCACCUGAAGAGGCACAUGAAGACUCACUCCGGGGAGAAGCCCUACAGGUGCAACCAAUGCGUGAAGCGCUUCAAUCAGAGCUCUCACCUGAAGAUCCACAUGAGGACUCACUCCGGGGAGAAGCCCUACAGGUGUAACCAAUGCGUGAAGCGCUUCAUUAGGAGUUCCAACCUGACGGUCCACAUGAGGAUUCACUACAAGGAGAAGCCCUACAGGUGUGACCAAUGCAUGAAGCGCUUCAUUUCGAGCUCUCACCUGAAGAGCCACAUGAGGACUCACUCCGGGGAGAAGCCCUACAGGUGCAACCAAUGCGUGAAGCGCUUCAUUUUUAGCUCUCACCUGAAGAUCCACAUGAGGACUCACUCCGGGGAGAAGCCCUACAGGUGUAACCAAUGCAUGAAGCGCUUCAAUCAGAGCGGUCACCUGAAGAGACACGUGAAGACUCACUCUGGGGAGAAGCCCUACAGGUGUAACCAAUGCGUGAAGUGCUUCAGUCGGAAUUCCAUUUUGAAGGUCCACAUGAGGACUCACUCCGGGGAGAAGCCCUGAAGGUGCAACGCCAGCCUCACGCUUGGAGAAAGCGACACCUCCCAGAAUUCGAACCACCUUUCCUCCAAGCACUUCCGGGUCAUCUCCAUAGGAAAGGGAAGUACCUUUCGACCGCUCGUAUUUUGUAUUCUAUUGUGGGUUUUUAUCCACAACAGUAUACAUUUGUUAAUAAACAUGUCACCGUGCGGCCCAACUUUGGAAGAACAGCUUUCGUCCAUAAUGGAUGUACUUGCGAAAGGUGCUGUAUCUGAGAUUAGCCAACUGCUCUUGGAAGGCUCGGCUACGAUUCGCUUGCAAUUAACUCGGAGCAUGAAAGAAAACCAAGCGCUGAGGAUGAGGAUGAAGGUGAUGAGGAGUGAGCUGUUUUCUUUGCGGAUUCAAACGAGAUCAAAUGCAUCGUGUGCGGCAAGUCGUUUUACCCUGGCUCGAGCCAACAUCUGCAAACCACAGACUAAACCACAGGGAGAUGAAAACUGCGAUGACUUUGGAGACCGCAGCACACAGCGCGACACCACCUCAGAGAGUCUUUACGCCCCUGGCUCCUCCCACAUGUCCAGUCACAGCGAGCAGCUGAGGAUCCUGAGUGUCCACGGAAAAGGGGAGGGCCCACUGGUGCUGGACGGCCAUGACACACUCUUCACCGCGUCUGAACGGGACGCCAAGAACUCGCUGUCUGCAGACCACAGCGUGGUCAAGAGCCUGGAGCGCGGCGAGCAGCUGGUGCGCCGCGAGGAGCUGACUGGGCAGCAACAGACCCCAGACACCAUUUUAAUCAAAGAUGAAGAGGAUAUUGGUGGAGGCAUGCCUGCUGUAGAAUACUGCGAUGACUUUGGAGACUGCAGCACACAACACGGCGCCACCUUGGAUAAUCUGCAUGUGGACGCUCCUGGCUCCUCCCACAUGUCAAGUCACAACAGGGAGCUGCGGAUCCUGAGCGUCUAUGGAAAUGGGGAGGGCCCACUGACGGGGGACGGCCAUGACAACCUCUUCACCGCGUUCAAACCGGAGGCUCUGAGCUCGCUGCCCGCGGUACACAGCGUGGGAAAGAGCCUGGAGCGCGGCGAGCAGCUGGUCCGCCGCGAGGAGCUGACUGGGCAGCAGACCCCAGACACCAUUUUAACCAAGGAUGAAGAGGAUAUUGGUGGAGGCAUGCCCGCUGUAGAAGACUGCGAUGAGUUUGGAGACUGCAGCACACAACACGGCGCCACCUUGGAUACUCUGCAUGUGGACGCCCCUGGCUCCUCCCACAUGUCCAGUAACAGCGAGGAGCUGCGGAUCCUGAGUGUCCACGGAAAAGGGGAGUACCCACUGGCGGUGGACGGCCAUGACAACCUCUUCACAGUGUUCAAACUGGAGACUCUGAGCUCGCUGUCUGCGGAACACAGCGGGGCAAAGAGCCUGGAGCGCGGCGAGCAGCUGGUCCACCGUGAGGAGCUGACUGGGCAUCAGGGCGGCGGUAAGGACCGGCCCGCUGUGUUGUCUGGCGAGUGUUUUCCCGAAAAAAACAAUAUGGUCAUCCACAGGCGUACCCACACCGGCGAGAAGCCGUACGGGUGCGACCAGUGCACGGAGCGCUUCAAACGGAAAGACAGCCUGAAGAGCCACAUGAGGAGGACUCACUCCGGGGAGAAGCCCUACAGGUGUGAUCAAUGCGUGAAGCGCUUUAUGAGGAGCUCCAACCUGAAGGUCCACAUGAGGACUCACUCCGAGGAGAAGCCCUACAGGUGUAACCAAUGCGUGAAGCGCUUCAUUGUGAGCUCUCACCUGAAGAUCCACAUGAGAACUCACUCCGGGGAGAAGCCCUACAGGUGUAACCAAUGCGUGAAGCGCUUCAGUACGAGUUCCAACCUGACGGUCCACAUGAGGACUCACUCCGGGGAGAAGCCCUACAGGUGUAACCAAUGCGUGAAGCGCUUCAGCCAGAGCUCCCACCUGACGGGCCACAUGAGGACUCACUCCGAGGAGAAGCCCUACAGGUGUAACCAAUGCGUGAAGCGCUUCAGUACGAGUUCCCACCUGACGGUCCACAUGAGGAGGACUCACUCCGGGGAGAAGCCCUACAGGUGUAACCAAUGCGUGAAGCGCUUUAUGAGGAGCUCCAACCUGAAGGUCCACAUGAGGACUCACUCCGGGGAGAAGCCCUACAGGUGUAACCAAUGCGUGAAGCGCUUCAGUACGAGUUCCCACCUGACGGUCCACAUGAGGACUCACUCCGGGGAGAAGCCCUACUGGUGUAACCAAUGCGUGAAGCGCUUCAGUACGAGUUCAAACCUGACGGUCCACAUGAGGAGGACUCACUCCGGGGAGAAGCCCUGCUCGGCUACCCUUCGAUUACAAAUAACUCAGAGCCUGAAAGAAAACCAAGCGCUGAGGAUGAAGGUGAUGAGGAAACACUGCGAUGACUUUGGAGACCGCAGCACACCGCGCGGCGACCCCUCAGAUCGUCUGCAUGUGGACGCCCCUGGCUCCUCCCACAAGUCCACUCACAACGAGGAGCUGAGGAUCCUGAGCGUCCACGGAAAAGGGGGGGGCCCACUGGUGCUGCACGGCCAUGACACCCUCUUCACUGCGUCCGAACCAGAGGCUCUGAGCUCGCUGUCCACGGAACACGGCGUGGUCAAGAGCCUGGAGCGCGAAGACUGCGAUGACUUUGGAGACUGCAGCACACAACCCAGCGUCACCUUGGAUAGUCUGCAUGUGGACGCUCCUGGCUCCUCCCACAUGUCAAGUAACGACAGGGAGCUGAGGAUCCUGAGUGUCCACGGAAAAGGGGAGGGCCCACUGGCACUGGAAGGCCAUGACAACAUCUUCACCGUGUUCAAACUGGAGACUCUGAGCCCGCUGUCUGCGGAACACAGCGUGGCAAAGAGCCUGGAGCGCAGCGAGCAGCUGGUCCACCGUGAGGAGCUGACUCGGCAUCGGGGCGGCGGCAAGGACCGGCCCGGUGUGUUGUCUGGCGAGUGUUUUCCCGACAAAACCAAUAAGGUCAUCCACAGGCGUACCCACACCAGCGAGAAGCCGUACGGGUGCGACCAGUGCACGAUGAGCUACAAACUGAAAGACAGCCUGAACAGCCACAUGAGGAGGACUCACUCCAGGGAGAAGCCCUACAGGUGUGAUCAAUGCGUGAAGUGCUACUAUAGUAGCUUUCACCUGACGAGGCACAUGACGACUCACUCCAGGGAGAAGCCCUACAGGUGUGAUCAAUGCGUGAAGUGCUACUAUAGGAGCUCUCACCUGAAGAGGCACAUGAAGACUCACUCCGGGGAGAAGCCCUACAGGUGUAACCAGUGCUUGAUGCGAUUCAUGAGGAGUUCCAACCUGACGCGUUUGGGACACAGGGAUACAUUCUCGGAGUAUGCGGAUAUGUUAAUAAACAUGUCACCGUGCGGAAAAACUUUGGAAGAACAGCUUUCGUCCAUAAUGGACAUACUUGCGAAAGCUGCCGUAUCUGAAAUUAGCCAACUGUUCUCGGAAGGCUCGGCUACCCUUCGAUUACAAAUAACUCGGAGCCUGAAAGAAAACGAAGCGCUGAGGAAGAGGAUGAAGGUGAUGAGGAGUGAGCUGUUUUCUUUGCGGCUUCAAACGAGAUCAAAUCCAUCGUGUGCGGCAAGUCGUUUUACCCUGGCUCGAGCCAACAUCUGCAAACCACAGACUAAACCACAGGGAGAUGAACACUGCGAUGUCUUUGGAGACCGCAGCACACAGCGCGACACCACCUCAGAGAGUCUUUACGCCCCUGGCUCCUCCCACAUGUCCAGUCACAGCGAGGAGCUGAGGAUCCUGAGCGUCUAUGGAAAAGGGGAGGGCCCACUGGCGCUCGACGGCUAUGACACACUCUUUACCGCGUCCAAACGGGAGGCCAAGAACUCGCUGUCUGCAGACCACAGCGUGGACAAGGGGCUUGAGUGCGGCGAGCAGCUGGUCCGCCAAGAGGAGCUGACUAUGCAGCAGACCACAGACACCAUUUUAAUCAAGGAUGAAGAGGAUAUUGGUGGAGGCAUGCCCGCUGUAGAAGACUGCGUUGACUUUGGUGACUGCAGCACACAACAUGACGCCACCAUGAAUAGUCUACAUGUGGACGCCUCUGGCUCUUCCCACAUGUCAAGUCACAACGGAGAGCUGCGGAUCCUAAGUGUCUAUGGAAAAGGGGAAGAACCACUGGCGGUUGAUGGUCAUGACAACCUCUUCACCGCGUUCGAACCGGAGGCUCUGAGCUUGCUGUCCGCAGAACGCAGCGUGGCAAAGAGCCUGGAGCGUGGAGAGCAGCUGGUCCAACGUGAGGAGCUGACCGGGCAUCGGGGCAGCGGCAAGGACCGGCCCGGUGUGUUGUCUGGCGAGGUUUUUCCAGAAAAUACCAAUAUGACCAUCCACAUGCGUACCCACACCGGCGAGAAGCCGUACGGGUGCGACCAAUGCACAAAGCGCUUCCAAAUGAAAGGCAGCCUGAAGAUCCACCUGAGGACUCACUCCGGGGAGAAGCCCUACAGUUGUGAGCAAUGUGUGAAGCGCUUCAAUCAGAGCUCCGAUCUGAAGGUUCACAUGUGGACUCACUCCAGGGAGAAGCCCUACAGGUGUGACCAAUGCGUGAAGAGCUUCACUAAGAGCUCCAACCUGAAGAUCCACAUGAGGACUCACUCCGGGGAGAAGCCCUACAGGUGUGACCAAUGCAUGAAGAGCUUCGGGCGGUGCUCCAGCCUGAAGUGCCACAUGAGGACUCACUCAAGGGAGAAGCCCUACAGGUGUGACCAUUGCGUGAGGUGCUUCAGUCAUAGCUCCGACCUGAAGAUCCACAUGAAGACUCACUCCGGGGAGAAGCGCUACAGGUGUGACCAAUGCAUGAAGUGCUUCGGACAGAGCUCUCACCUGAAGAGCCACAUGAGGACUCACUCCGGGGAGAAGCCCUGAAGGUGCAACGCCAGCCUCAGCGACCCUAGCAAUUUGCGUUGGCACAUGCUGAAGCCCAGAGGCAAUUGCGUGCUUUGA